Molecule: messenger RNA, 4036 nt
Organism: Cuscuta campestris
Lineage: Eukaryota; Viridiplantae; Streptophyta; Magnoliopsida; Solanales; Convolvulaceae
Source: the annotation of a GenBank genome assembly
GCAGAGAAGGGAACUGCUGAUUUUCUUUUUGAGGACCUAGAAUUAUCUGAUGAGGAAGGUUUAUUUGAUGAAACUGAUGAUCGAAGGUGUAAUAAGGUGAAGUUGACAUUGCUAAAGAAAAAAGAGAUGGAGCUGAGAGAUAAAAAGGACAAGAAGAAGAAAAAUGGUGUUGAUACUGAAAGAGGCAAUGGUGAUACUGAAGUUGCAUUUAGUGAUGUGGAGGAUGAAGAAAUGAGUUGUCUAUAUGAUAAUAAAUGUCCAGAGUUUAAGUCUGAUUCUGAGAUGGAGAAAUUUGUAUUAGAGCCUAUGCUAAAGUUCAAGAAUGGCAAUGAGUACAGGAUGGUCAUCAGAGAUUAUUCAGUGAGGCAUGGCAUUCAGCUUGAGCUUAUGAAGAAUGAGCAUAAUAGAGUUUUAGUCAAGUGUCACACAUGCGACAAUUGGAGAGUAAGAGCAUCAUGGGUCCAAGGUGGUCCUACAUUUCAGAUCAAAACAAUGAAUUGUCCGGAGACACAUUGUGCAUGGAGGUUUGAUAACACAGCUGCUACCUACAAGCCUAUCAUUGCAAUUGAUGGAUGCUUUAUAAAGACACCCUUUGGAGGGCAGUUGUUGUGUGCAGUGGCAAGGGAUGGAAACGACAACAUGUUUCCAAUUGCUUUUGCAAUAGUGCCCGUGGAGAACAAUUUAAACUGGAGUUGGUUUUUACAUCACUUGCAUAUAGUAAUUGGUGAUCCGUGGAGAAGGGAAUAUGCUACAUUAGUGAUAGAGAAAAAGGUGAUGAAAGACGAUGUCACUCAUGUGGUUAAGUUCAGUACAAAGGAGUGCACUUGCAGGAAGUAUCAACUCACUGGUGUCCCAUGUUUGCAUGCAUUAGCCGUGUGUCACAGGUUCAGAUAUAAUGAAGAUCUCUACGUGGACAAAUACUUCUACGUUGCCACAUAUAAAAAGGCAUAUGGGAAUGUUAUUCAACCUGUACCAGGUUCACAUAACUAUGUCAACACGUUGUAUACACCGUUGCUACCUUGUGUUGUUAAAAGAAAGAUUGGAAGACCCAAGAAAAACAGAAGAAAAUCUGCACAGGAAGAGGAGGAUGUGAAAAGAUCUUCCGAUCUCAACUCUUCAUUUACUCUAUCUCCAAACUCAACUACUUCGUCUCCUAGAUCUGCAAUGGAUUCGUACGAUUUGCGCUUCGAAUCCAUUAUUCUGGAGACACAAUUUGAAGAUAUUGGAGUUGAUGAUGGGGAUUUCAUCUCUGACAAGGAGGAGGACGAGGUCAUCGUCAUCGACAGCGACGACGAUAUGGCCGAUGUUGCCCCGGUUAGAGAGAGGAAGGACGUUAUCCUUCUUGAAUCUCAGAAAGACGCUGUUUUUCUCCUUGGGAGGGAGGAGCCUAACUUCGUUGUUCUAUACGGUGAUAUUGAUGAUGCUGAUUGGUGUGAAAAAAGUGAGAUUGAGCCUACUCAUGCAAUCAACUCACGCAUGCACCUCCACAUCGAUAUGCUGAAUAUCUUGCUUCCAAGUCCUGAUCCACAGUUUUGGGCUUCAAAUGGACUUAGGCUUAUGGAUGACAGCUGCAAGUGUGAUCUUACAGUAGUCCUCUUCCUCAGGGGAGUGUCUGUUAUAGCCUUUACAUCCAUCACAUCCCUUUUUCUGCCACUUUUUCCUGCCAUUCUCUUUUUGACAUCAAUGGCAAUGCCCAGCUCUAAUUGUUUCUUUGCAAUGGCCCAUAUGCUACUGACUGUUCUUGUAGACACUUUAAAUUGUGCUGCAAGAAAACCUUCCAAGAAGAUGAUGGUGCAGACACGCAGCAAUGCAAAUGCUGGAACCGGAGCCCCCCACCAGGGCGAAAAGAGCGCUACCGGAGGCCGGCACCCUCCUAUCAAUACGACAGAGGCGGAGGCCCUCAUUCAGAGGGUUGGGAUCACGGUUGAGCAGUUCAAGGAGGUGCUGGCGGUACUGACGCCCAAUCGCGAGAUUGUGGUGGAAGACGCGACCGGGGUACCCAUAGGCGAGAAGGCUGGACCUGCGGGCUCACAGGGAAAGAAGAAAAAGGUGAGGCGAUCCCAAAAGAAGAAGGCGACCAAGCCUAAUGAGAAAGCCAGGAUUGAAGAUGCGCUGUCCAGAUUGGACGAGGAAGACGAGUCGUCCUCUUUUGAGCGGGCGUCAGCCUUUGAUCGCUUGGGAGACCCCAAGGCAAAGAAGCCCCGAACCUCCGCGUUCGAUCGGCUGCAAGACACGCGGUCGGCCCGCAAAGGCGACCUGAGUGAGAUGCUCAAGGAAAGGAGAGGAGAAUCCACUGCGACCUCCACGAUCGGCUCAGAGGAACGACGAAAGGCGGUCGAGGACAAGGAAGCAGCUGAGUUGUGGAGGAUGUAUGAGCGAUUGGAGAGGCGGCUGGACGCCCAGAACCCCUAUCGCCAGGCGGUCUUUAACGAGGAAUUCAUCAAUAGGCGGGAGAAAGAGGCUAGGGACGUCCAAGGGGCGGACGACCAGGCCCUGAUCGCUAUGCUCCAAGUGGAACUCCCCCAAGGGGAUGUGUGCAAGGAGCUGCGACGAAACCCGCUCUCGACCUAUCAGGAGAUGCUGGCUAGAGCGAAGUACCUGGCGUUGGAAGAGGAAGAUGACAAGCCACCCGUCCGGAAGGAAAAGAAAAGUGGACCACCGGUGGCAGAAGGAAAGAAGAGGAAAUACUACGAGGACAUGCCUGGGGUCGAUCCGAAAAUCAUCUGCCAUAGGUUGGCAGUGGAUCCGACACAUAAGCCAGUCAAGCAGAAGAAACGUUUCCUUUCCUCAGAAAGGAGAGAAUUUGUCACUAAGCAAGUGACGACCUUGCAGUCCAUUGGGCACAUCCGGGAGGUCUCAAACAACGAGGCUGAAUAUGAGGCACUGCUCUGCGGUUUGAGGCUGGCAGCGUCGUUAAAGGCUGAACGGAUCCAGGUCCAGUGCGAUUCCAAGCUAAUAGUAGGCCAUGUCAUGGGAGAGUUUGAGGCCAAGGAUGAGCGAAUGAAGAGGUACAGAGAUACUGCUCUGGAAUUACUUAAGGCGUUCGGGGCAUACUGGAUAGAGCAGGUCCCUCGAGAAGAAAAUGCCGAGGAGGACAUCCUGUCGAAACUUGGUCCGGACUCCCCAGAUCAUAUCAGAGCGAUAACCCAGGAAGAAGAAUUGCUCGAGCCAAGUAUCAGUCCCGGACAGGUCGAGAACACUAACCGUACCAUUGUGGAUGGCCUGAAGAAGAAGAUAAUGGAGUGUAAAAGCGCCUGGGUGGAGGAGUUCCCAUACAUCUUGUGGACCUACAGAACUACUCCAAGGAAAGCUACGGGUGAAACUCCGUUUGCGCUCACAUAUGGGUUUGAGGCAAGGGCCCCGGCUGAGACCUCGUUGCUAAGCUAUAGGGUGGAGACAUUUGACGCCCAAGAGAAUGAAGGGAACCUAAGGGCAGAGUUGCAUCUCAUAGAUGAGCGAAGAGAAAGGGCGUACAUAUGGGCAGAGAAUUAUCGUCGGCAAGUUAAGUCGUACCAUGACCAAAGGGUGCGACCAAGGCAGUUCGGAAUAGGCGACUGGGUCCUAAGAAAAAGGGAGGUCAGCCGGUCGACCGAUGGGGGGAAGUUUGCCAAGAGUUUUGAAGGGCCAUACAUCAUAAAGGAAAUGUUGGCCGAUGGAAUGUUCAGACUACAAACACCAGCGGGAGGCGACGUCCCGCGGGUGUGGAAUGCUGCCAAUCUUAUCAAAUUUUAUCAGUAGAUUGUACUCCUGCCAUGUUUCCCUUUUGAAUUUAAUGAGUUCAUCGUUCUGGCACUUCUCUUCUUGAAUUUCAUCGUUCAAAAAAAAGGAAGCGACCAAAGAGAUCGCUAAAUAGAGGUACAUGGUGAUUCGCACUAAGACGCCCACCAGGGGAUGAAGUGCUGAACCCAGUUGGCAACCAAGUCUAAAGGUUGUCAGAGAGUGCUCGCUCCACGGUCGCCAGGGCGACCAUAGGAAAGCGCGACUAACAAGAGGAUGGCGUCGUGGCGAGAAAGCCUAAGAAAACGGCUAAGUCCAG